AUGGCCUCUACCACUACCCACCCAGACCCCGAGUCCGGCUCCGUGCCCUCCCAGGGUACCACUACUACCGACAGCCUCCCACCAGCCCAGUCAGCCCCCUUUUCCGACGACCACGCAGCCGUCCUGCCGUCAUGGAAACGCACCGUCAUCCUCUUGGUCGUCUGCUGGAUGACGCUCCCCGUGACAUUCAUGUCCACGUCCAUCAUGACCGUGAACCCCGAAAUCGCCGCCACUUUCUCCGUACCCGCUACGGCCAUAUCCACCGCCAACGCGGGUGUCCUCGUAGCGUCGGCCAGCUCGGCGCUGCUCUGGCUGCCCAUCACCACCAUCAUCGGUCGCAGGGCCGCCUACCUGGUGGCUGUGGCCGUCUUUAUUCUGUGCUCGUUGGGUUGCGCCCUGAGCGACAGUAUGGCGAGCUUCACGACACUGUGGGUCCUCAGUGGCACGACGGGGCCUUUCUUCCUUGUUGCUGGGCAAACCAUUCUCAGUGACAUUUUCGAUCCCGCUGUGCGUGGCAUGGCGGUGGGCUUCUUCCUGGGUAGCACCGUCAGUGCGCAAUCCAUCACACCCAUGAUCUCGAGCAUCAUCGGCACCUAUACAUCCUGGCGUAUCAUCUUCGGCGUCCAGGGCGCCAUGGCUCUCCUCGGCGGCGUCAUGGCCUUCUUCUUCAUCCCCAAGAGGAGCCAGCUGUCCAACGUGAGCGUCGAGACGAAAAAGGCAAAGAACGCCAGGAAUAUCCUCUCCGCCUUCAACCCGAGCAACAUUUUUCGUCUCUACAAGUUUCCCGGUAUCCUCCUCGCGGACCUCACGUGUGGCGUCCUCGCCUUCAACCAGUACAGUCUCCUCGCGUCGGUGCGCCACAUUAUCAACCCGCUCUUCCACCUCACAUCACCCAUGUCCUCGGGCCUCUUUUACCUCGCCCCCGGCGUCGGCUUCCUCGCUGGCUCCAUCGUGGCGGGCCACCUGUCCGACCGCACCGUGCAGCGCUACAAGCGCCACCGUCACGGACUCCGACUCGCCGAGGAUCGCCUCAACAGCAGUCUGCCCUGGUUCUUCGUCGUCCUGCCUCUAGGGACGCUUCUGUAUGGCUGGAGCGUGGACAGGGAGGUGGGUGGUAUGGGACUGCCCAUCUCGUCGUCCUUCAUCCAGGGGUUCGGGCUCAUGGCUGCGUUUAACGGGCUGAAUACGUAUGCGGCCGAGGUACAUCCCGAGUUCAAGGCGGCGGCGAUUAGUGGCAAGUAUUUGACGCAGUACUGCUUUGGCGCCGUGGGCGUGGGCGUUGCUGUGCCCUUGAUUGACGCCGUGGGGGUUGGGUGGGCGUUUACGAUUACGGCGAUAUCUUCGCUCCUCGGCGGCUGUAUGGUCCUCUUCAUAGCGAGGUGUCUAGUUAGGGAGUCGGCGGCUCUGCCCAGGCCAAAGUUCUUUGACAAGGGAGAGGCCGGGCUACCUCGAUAA
Molecule: messenger RNA, 1455 nt
Organism: Emericellopsis cladophorae
Lineage: Eukaryota; Fungi; Ascomycota; Sordariomycetes; Hypocreales; Bionectriaceae
Product: putative transporter -like protein
Exons: 4
Coding region: 1-1455 (484 amino acids)
Biological process (GO): transmembrane transport
Molecular function (GO): transmembrane transporter activity
Source: RefSeq, a predicted model, not a curated record